Fundulus heteroclitus (mummichog) is the source of this 3442-nucleotide messenger RNA. It is a transcript of the gene paxbp1, whose product is annotated as PAX3 and PAX7 binding protein 1. Gene Ontology annotation, biological process: mRNA splicing, via spliceosome; positive regulation of transcription by RNA polymerase II. The transcript has 18 exons. NCBI's taxonomy places the organism in Eukaryota, Metazoa, Chordata, Actinopteri, Cyprinodontiformes, Fundulidae. Gene Ontology annotation, molecular function: DNA binding. The record is from RefSeq and is a predicted model, not a curated record. Bases 148 to 2880 code for a protein of 910 amino acids. Gene Ontology annotation, cellular component: nucleus.
UUAAUUGACAACGAAGAAAAAAAGAACAAGCACCUCAGACAGAAAAUGGCCGCCAUGCAGUGCGGCUUUAAUAUUUCUAUUUUCUAAGCGUUGUCUGUGUUGUCCUGCCGUGACGUUAUACGCGGUUUCCCUUAAAGGGUAAGCAUAAUGUUCAAAAAGGCGAAAAGAGUAAACUUGCGGCGGAGGAAUGACUCCGACGAGGAUGAGCUGGAGGCAGGCCAGCCACAGACUGCGGCGCCCACUUUAUUCGGGCCUGUGGUGGAAAUCCCGUUCAUUGAGACCAGCGCAGCUCCGAGCAGCGAGGAGAACAGUUACAGCAACGGCUUUCUGGCAAACCUAAACAACGUGAGACCCGUGAAGAGGGAAAAGAAGAGCAAAGAUGUUGCCGUUUUGGCUCCUCCCACCAAGGCCAGUUUGCUGAGUUUCGACGACGAUGAUGAAGAGGGAUCCGAGGUGUUCAGAGUGAAGAAACCCAACCACAGCAAGAAGAUUGUAAAGCAGCUGAAGAAAGAAUACAAAGAAGAUUUGCAGAAAACCGGAAGUGUCAAGCAGGAGACCAAAUCAGAUGCACCACCUCAGCUCGUGUUCACUGUCAAAGAGGAGGUUAUCAGCAGGGCGAGCAGUGAACACGGGGAGGAGGAGAUGGAGGUGGAGAGUGCAGAUGAACAGGACGAAGAAGCAAAAGCCCAGGGGGGUCAGCUGUCCAGGGGCAGGAACGUAGGAGCGUCGUUCAACACGCUGUCCUCCCUCACCAGCCUGAAGCCAGGAGAGAUCCCCGACGCGGCGUUUAUCCACGCUGCCAGGAAGCGGCGGCAGCUAGCGAGAGAGCUGGGCGGGGAAGCCCCUCUGGUGGAGCCCGAGCCUUCCAAGAAACACCUGACAAGAGACGACCGAGACGGCAGCGACGACGAAGACGAGGACGAGAAGAGGAUCCGCUUUAGUGGCGUCAAGAACAAAAGUCAGAGGCAGAAGAUCGCCGAGGAGAUAGGUAUUGAGGGAAGCGAUGACGAAGCACUGGAUACAGGUCAAGAUGAGGAGGUGAGCCGCUGGGAGCAAGAGCAGAUUAGGAAAGGGAUCAGCAUUCCCCAGGUUCAAAGCAGCCAGCCAGAGGACAGCACAGUCUACUACCAGAACAGCUAUGAGACUCAGCCCUAUGGUUCCUCAUAUAGUAUGCCUUUCACCUACAGUACAGUGGCUCCACAGCCUGGAAAGAUGCCUUGCCUCUCUGACAACGGCUCUGUCCACUAUGGGGCCCCUAUUUGUGAUCUAACCCCAGUAUCCAUUGAUCUGGUAAAGAAACGCCUGCAGGAUAGGCUUGUCCAAAUGCAUGCAGGCCACAACGCGAAUAUCACCCGCUACGAACAGAUCAGGGAUGACCUAGCGGCCUCUGAGAGCGCCAUCCAGCAGCUUGAGGGUUCCUCCAACGAUAAUGCAGAUCGAUAUAAAUUCUUGCAAGAGAUGCGAGGGUAUGUUGGAGACUUGCUUGAGUGUUUCAGUGAAAAGGUGCCUGCUGUCCUGGAGCUGGAGGCUGCCAUGCACCAGUUACUAAGGCAACGGGCUGCACGGCUUGCCCAGAGAAGACAGGAUGAUAUUAAAGAUGAAUCGUCGGAGUUUGCAAGCCUUUCAAAUAAAGCUGUCAUGGCGCCCAGUCUGGACUCAUUUGGUCGAGACCGUGCCGCAUACCAAGAGCACAGUCGGCAGAGGAGGAUAGCUGAAAGAGAAGCACGAAGAACUCGCCGGCGACAAGCAAGAGAGCAGAACGGGAAAAGGGCUGAGCAUAAAGAAGGCCUGUCGUCUGACGACGAGGAAACCUCUACAGACGUCACCACUUUCAACAUGGAGAGAGACCGUAUCAGAGCGGAAAGUAAAAAGGUUUUUGAGGAUGUGGUGGAGGACUUUCAUUCUCUUGACUGCAUCAAAACCCGUUUUGAGGCUUGGAGAAAGGAAUAUCCGGACUGCUACAGAGACGCUUACAUCGGCUUGUGUUUACCCAAGCUCUUUAACCCUUUAGUCCGUCUGCAGCUCAUCACGUGGAAUCCUCUCGAGGAGCCGUGUGCAAACUUUGAGUACAUGCUGUGGUUCGAGUCGCUUCUGUUUUAUGGGUUUGAGGAGCACAAAUUGCUUCACAAAGAAGACGGGGAUAUCGGCCUGCUGCCUGCUAUAGUAGAGAAGGUUCUUCUCUCCAAACUAUCAGUGCUGGCGGAGCAAGUGUGGGACCCACUGUCAAGCAGUCAGACAGCUAGGCUGGUGAGCUUCAUCCACAGACUCGCUGAAGGUUAUCCAACUGUGCUGCAUGGAGACAACCUGUACACACAGGAGCUUUUGAAAACGAUAGUCUUACGGACCCGACGGACUCUGGAUGAGGAUGUCUUCCUUCCGCUUUACCCUAAAAACGUGAUGGACAACAAGAACAGCGGCGCCUACCUGUUCUACCAGCGACAGUUCUGGUCCUGCAUAAAGCUGCUGGGCAACAUCGUUCAGUGGGAUGGCAUCUUAUCCUACUCCUGUCUGAAGGAUCUGGCUUUGGACAGCACUCUGAACAGAUACAUCCUCUCCGCGCUGCAGAGCACAGACAUAGGAGAGGAGAAUGUGCAGAAGUGCCAGAAGGUGGUGGAGUGUUUGCCGCCACAGUGGUUCUCUGGGCUGAAAGGCCAGCAGACCUUGCCUCAGUUGGAGCCCUUGUGUCGCUACCUCACACACCUGGCUAACACACUGCACCGCAGCACCGUGGGGGCGUCCGAUGUGGAGCGCCGUACCGCUAAGGAGCAAAUAAGAGAAGUGGUGAAGAUGUUGGGACGCGUGAACGCCCUGGACCACAUCAUCGCCGUGGCAGAGGAGCACGGAGUCAAAGACAUCAAACAGCUCUUGGAAGUGAAAUAACAGAAUACGACCUGAGGCGAUUCUUCCUGAGGCGAUUCUUCCAACCUUCUGUUGUGCUCUGUGCAUUUAAAGCCCAUGGAGGAGGAUUAUUGGAAAAUGUGCAUCUGCAUACAAAAAUUUAAACUCUGCACUUGGUACAGUCACUGACGAGAGCAGAGGAUUCUUCUGUAAAUAUUGUGAAUAAUGUAUAGUGUAGUGUUCUCCAUGGCCACAAAGCUGAAAUCCUAUGUUCCCUACUCAGAAAGUACAUAUUGGAAGAAGAAAGAAAUGUAAACCCAUAAUUUAUUAGGAGUAAAAAAAAAAGAGUCAUUAUGGUUACAUUUUGGAAAUAUUCUACCUGAACUUUUAACCCCUCUGUUUAAGUUUUUGGCUGCUAACAAUUGCCCUAUAGGCCCAUUCAUUCUGAUUGUGGUAAAAGGCAGAAGUUACUCACAUUCAGCAACUUCUUUUUUACCCCAGCCUAAACCAUAAGCACCGCCAUCACACCCAGAAUGCUCUGAUGGUUUGUAAGUUAUGUUUUAAUUGUGUUUCUGCCUGUGAAUAAAACAUACGUUGUAAUUGA